CAUGUGCGCCGUGAACCCCAGCUUGACACCUUAACCGCGGCUGCAGAGCUGAACGCGCCGUGCUAAAAAAGCCCCCCCAGAGGCAGCGGCGCGUGCUCUCCCCUCCGCCAUAUGAACCUCAGUCUUCCGCUCGCGCUCAGCACGACAGGAGCUCCUCUGUCUCAAUCAAAAGCGAUGGUCCUCGGACUGCACCCGGCGCGCUUCGUCCUCCGCGGUUGUUUCUCGUUGCGCGCAAGGAGUCCGGGAUGCAGCUGUCUGCCACCGCGCUUAAAUAACGCCAGCAAAGGUCUCUGAAAAGGUGGAGAGAUUCAGCGCGAGACGAGCAUGAUAGCUGGCCGAAGGAAGAGCAUCCGGCAGCCGCGUUAACUUACUGGGGAGCGUGGGGUCGAGGAGUAGCAGAAGCGCCCGCGGACCCGGACAAAAGUGAAGAUUUUCUAACCAUGCCGGUGCGAAGAGGUCAUGUGGCGCCACAGAACACUUUUCUGGGAAUAAUAAUACGAAAAUUCGAGGGACAGAAUAAGAAAUUCAUCAUAGCCAAUGCCCGUGUGCAGAACUGUGCUAUUAUCUACUGUAACGACGGCUUCUGUGAGAUGACGGGUUUCUCCCGGCCGGACAUCAUGCAGAGACCCUGCACAUGUGACUUCCUGCAUGGCACGCAGACCACACGGCAUGCCAUCGCCCAGGUAGCCCAGGCCCUGCUGGGUUCCGAGGAGCGCAAAGUGGAGAUCACCUACCACCGCAAAGACGGUUCAGAGUUUCUCUGCAAUACACACAUCAUCCCAGUGAAGAACGAGGAGGGCGUGGUGAUGAUGUUCAUUCUGAACUUUGACUACGUGCUGGAGGAGGGGAGCAGUGAUUCACUGCAGAGACUCAACCUUACUCCUCCUGCCAAAACAGAGUACAGAAAAGGGAGAUUCUUCAGGUUCCGUCUGCCAUCACUGAACCUGCUGGGUUCCAGCAAGCAGACUUUGCCCCAAGAUGACCCUGACACAGUGAUGGUGGACUCCCCGAGAGCCAGUGAUGACUCAGUGGCCUUGAGGGACUUCCAGUCGCCCACCAAGGACAGCUGCAGCCCAGCCGAUGCCAACGACACGCGAGCCCUAAUCAGCUCCAGUCCCCACUCCUCCCCUGUAAGUGUGUCUGGGCCACUUGACCACUCAUCCCCCAAGCAGCUGUGGGACCGUCCUAGCCCAUCUCAGGCCCAGUCCACUACCUGCUUGGCCCAGUCCAUCUCCAGAGACAGUAUAUGUAGCAGAAGACGGGCCUCAUCUGUGCAUGACAUUGAAGGCCUUAGCAACUCCAAGCGGCAUUUCAGGGACAGGCACGCAAGUGAAGACCAUGGCCGCAGUCUGAAAGGUCCUUUUAACCAUCUCAAGUCCAGUCUGCUGGGCUCCACCUCAGAUUCCAAUCUGAACAAAUACAGUACCAUUAACAAGAUUCCCCUUAUUGCGCUCAACUUCUCUGAGACCAAUUAUGACAAGAAAGUCCCCUCACCUCCUGCCUCUGAGAAGACCAUUAUUGCUCCCAAGGUCAAAGACCGUACGCACAACGUCACUGAGAAAGUCACACAGGUAUUGUCACUGGGUGCAGAUGUAUUACCAGAGUAUAAGCUUCAAGCUCCACGGAUAGAUAAAUUCACCAUCCUCCACUACAGCCCGUUUAAGGCUGUGUGGGACUGGCUCAUACUGCUGCUAGUCAUCUACACGGCCAUCUUCACACCCUAUUCUGCUGCUUUCCUGCUCAACGACCGUGAGGAGCAGAAGAGGAGAGAGUGUGGCUACUCCUGCAGCCCACUUAAUGUGGUGGAUUUAAUGGUGGAUAUCAUGUUCAUCAUAGACAUCCUUAUAAACUUCCGCACCACAUAUGUGAACUGCAACGAGGAAGUGGUCAGUCACCCAGGGAAGAUUGCUGUGCACUAUUUCAAAGGGUGGUUCCUCAUAGACAUGGUUGCCGCCAUUCCCUUCGACCUGCUCAUCUUUGGCUCAGGCUCGGAUGAAACAACUACUCUGAUUGGCCUGUUGAAGACGGCCCGGUUGCUGCGUUUGGUCCGUGUUGCCAGGAAGCUGGACCGCUACUCUGAGUACGGCGCAGCAGUGCUCAUGCUCCUUAUGUGCAUCUUCGCACUCAUUGCUCAUUGGUUGGCCUGUAUCUGGUAUGCCAUUGGCAACGUGGAGAAGCCUUAUCUAAAGGACAAGAUUGGCUGGCUAGAUAAUCUUGGGGUGUCAAUUGGAAAACGGUAUAACUACAGUGACCCCUCCUCUGGACCCUCCAUAAAGGACAAAUAUGUCACAGCAUUAUAUUUCACAUUUAGCAGUCUGACCAGCGUAGGAUUUGGCAACGUCUCACCAAAUACCAACUCUGAGAAGAUCUUUUCUAUUUGUGUGAUGCUCAUUGGAUCUCUAAUGUACGCCAGCAUCUUUGGGAAUGUGUCGGCCAUCAUUCAGCGGCUGUAUUCAGGAACAGCGCGCUACCACAUGCAAAUGCUGCGGGUGAAAGAGUUUAUCCGCUUCCACCAGAUUCCAAACCCUCUCAGGCAGAGGCUGGAGGAGUACUUCCAGCAUUCCUGGACCUACACCAACGGCAUUGACAUGAACAUGGAGGUUUUAAAGGGCUUUCCUGAGUGCUUGCAGGCAGAUAUAUGUCUCCAUCUGAAUCAAAGCCUGCUACAGGGCUGUAAGGCAUUCCGGGGGGCCACUAAAGGCUGCCUGCGGGCUCUGGCCAUGCGCUUUAAAACCACUCACGCUCCCCCAGGAGAUACACUCGUCCACUGUGGAGAUGUCCUCACAGCGCUCUACUUCCUCUCUCGAGGUUCCAUCGAGAUCCUGAAGGAUGAUGUUGUGGUGGCAAUUCUGGGAAAGAAUGACAUCUUUGGGGAGAUGAUCCACCUGUAUGCCAAGCCAGGGAAGUCCAAUGCAGACGUGCGGGCACUGAGCUACUGUGAUCUGCACACCAUCAACCGAGAGGAGCUGCUGGAGGUGCUGGACAUGUACCCGGAGUUCUCUGACCACUUUCUAACGAACCUGGAGCUCACCUUUAACCUGAGAGAUGAGAACGCUAAGGUGAGUUACUCACAACUCAGUGACUCAGAUGGAGAAGACAAUAAAGGCAAGAGGAAGAUUUCCUUCAAGCGUAAACCAUCCAAAGGGGGAAGCGUCAAGGACAGUAAAAGUGAAAGUAGAAAGGAGCGGCGCGAGUCACGCCUCAGCUCAAAGAGAGGCUCAGACGACUGCAGGGCUUUUAAGGAAGAGCCGCAACGGAUGCUGGGAUACCCAUGCAUAGAGGGUUACACCCCAACCCCUGACUGCAGCCCAUCUGUGGGUGAGCUGGAGAGUGAGCCAUAUUACGAUGACAUGCAGACUACUGACUGGGAGAGUGUAAGGCUGAGGGAGGCUGUGGAAGACUCGGCUCAAAAACAGAAGCUCAGAGGGGAAGAAGAAGAUGAGAUGGAAAGUGACCUCACAUAUGGAGAGGUGGAGCAGAGACUGGACCACCUGCAGGAGCACCUGAACAGGUUGGAGUCUCAAAUGACAUCAGACAUCCAAGCGAUUCUGCAGUUACUACAGAAGCAAUCCUGCAUAGGCCCCCCAGCGUACAGUGCAGUCACAGCCAACCUGGAGUACAGAAAACCUGCCAUUAGAGUGCAGCCUGUCUCUGCAAUUAGCACCAGCCACACCCUCAGCCCAGCCCCACAGAAUGCUGAGUUGUUCAGCAUGGUGAAGGCUUAUCCCAUAUCCAAAGAUUCAGUAUCAGGACUGGCUCAUCCCAUGUCCAAAGAUUCAGUAUCAGGACUGGCUCAUCCCAUGUCCAAAGAUUCAGUAUUAGACACAACUCACACAGACUCUCUCCCUGAGCAGAACCAAGAGACGGUCCGGCUCCACGGCCCCACGUCGCUCCAGGCUGUUCUCUCAAGACACCAAUAUUCCAGAUCGCUUCUUCCAAUUCACCUCUCCUCACCCCCUGAGACGUCCAUCAGUAGCACUGGGGCCAUGGGCCUCCACAGGCCUCAGUCUGAUCCUGGACUGCCUAGAAGUAGCACCGAGUCUCAUCCAUGACUAUGGGAUUUCACUUCCAUAUCCUGCGGGGGAUUGGACCGCCGAUUUCACGCUAACAUGCAUCAGAGCAUCAAGAGGAUGAUUUUCCUUUGAACCGCUAGAAGACUAAUGAUGAAAGUAGAGGACAGCCUAGAAUUCUAAAGUCUGUAACCAUGAAGCUGAAACUUUAGUUUGUUUUGGUGCAGCUGAACAUUCUGUUAGGUUUGUGUGAGGGUUUUAUAACUUCCUACACGUCAUUGCUGACCUCUUCUGUAGCUUUUGCUCUUUGCUGGCCUUCUGGCAGUGGAUGAAUCACCCCCCCCCCUUCCUCCCUCAAGGACUCAGGGUCUGGUUAGUGACUGCAUUAUGAAGUGCAUGGUAUUGGGAGGUUUCUUCUCGCAGCUAUGCUGCACUUCAUUUCCCCCAUGUAAAUUCUACUGCUGUAUUCUCUCAGACUUGCAGAACCUUGUUCAUGGAACCAUGUAGCAUCAGGAUGAUCUGAGAUUUUUAGCUAGGUGGGAGUGUGGUACUUGGCAGAUUGUGUGAGUGUGAGGAGUGGCUGGGUAUUGGGCAGAUGUGGUACCCCCGGUCCGUGUUUGGUUUUGGUUUCUUUAUUCCCCCAUUCUCCCCUCAGUAGGGACAUAGACCUGGAGAGAUGCAGCAGAUGGGAGAUUUUAAUUUCUCUUUUCACCCCACUCAGAGUAAUAACCAAACACGAUGAACAAUAAAACUCAAUGAAAGCAGCUUUGCAGCAUAUUUAA
Molecule: messenger RNA, 4792 nt
Organism: Pygocentrus nattereri (red-bellied piranha)
Lineage: Eukaryota; Metazoa; Chordata; Actinopteri; Characiformes; Serrasalmidae
Product: potassium voltage-gated channel subfamily H member 7
Exons: 16
Coding region: 441-4052 (1203 amino acids)
Biological process (GO): potassium ion transmembrane transport; membrane repolarization during action potential
Cellular component (GO): membrane
Molecular function (GO): inward rectifier potassium channel activity
Source: RefSeq, a predicted model, not a curated record